GCUUGUGGGGGCCACGACUUUGGAAGAGUAUAAACUCCACAUUGAAAAGGACGCGGCCUUUUGCCGCCGCUUCCAGAACAUCGUCGUGGAGGCGCCCAGCAAGGAGAAGGCCCUUUCAAUCCUGCAAAGAGUGCGUCCGCACUACGAGCAGUUCCACCAGCUGGAAAUCCCGGAAGAAGUGCUGGAGGCGGUGACGAACAUGUCGGACCAGUACGUGAAGCAGCGGGCCUUUCCCGACAAGGCGCUGGACCUCCUCGACGAGUCUUGUUCUUGGAAACGCGUUUCCCACAACAAAAAAAUAAAUGUCCUCAACAAGCAGAUCGCGCAGCUCAAGAAGAACAAGCUCCCCGAGGAAGAAGAGGAGCUGAAGAAACUGCAGGAGGAGUUGGCUGCUCUCGAGGCGCUCACUGCGGGGGGGCGGCGGCUGGUGCUGGAGACCAACGACGUGGCCCACAUCUUGAGCCAGUGGACUGGAAUCCCGAUGGGCAAAAUGACGGAAGACGAAGUCUCGCGGGUGUUGAGGCUCGCCGACAUUUUGUCUCUGAGGGUUGUUGGACAAGACCGAGCAGUGAAGGCCGUGGCCGACGCGCUGGCUAUUCAGCGCGCGGGGCUGAGUCCGAAGAACAAGCCGCUGGGCACUUUCCUGUUCCUGGGGUCUUCGGGGGUGGGCAAGACGGAGCUGGCGAAGGCGGUGGCCGAGGAAAUGUUUGACUCUGAAAAGAACUUAAUCAGACUGGACAUGGUGGAAUAUCAAGAAGCCCACAGCAUUUCGCGGCUGAUCGGCCCGCCGCCGGGCUACAUGGGCAACGACGAGGGCGGGCAGCUCACGGAGGCCGUGCGCCAAAAGCCCCACAGCGUGGUGUUGUUCGACGAAGUCGAAAACGCGCACAAGAACUUGUGGUCUUUGCUGCUGCCGAUGCUGGACGAGGGCCACCUGUCGGACUCGAAGGGAAACCGGGUGGACUUUACGAAUUGUUUGAUAAUUUUGACUUCCAAUAUUGGCCAGCAGUACAUUUUGGACAGUUACAAGGAAGUGCGGGCGCUGACGGCUGGCAACGAGAAGGACAAGGCCAGCAGCAACGGCAGCAGCAGCAGCAACGGCGAAGAGCCCGGCAAGUCCUCCUUCAAAGGCACGGGCAAAUCCCCCAAAGACAUUCUCCGGAGAAUGCGCCAGAAGGUUCUUAAGGAGGUCUUCGGCUACUUCAAGCCGCAGGUCAUCGGCAGGAUGAGCGAGAUCAUCAUAUUUGAGCCUCUGGGGGAAACCGCCAUGAAGGGGGUUUUGAACUUGAAGCUUUCGGCGCUGCGGAACAGUUUAGCAGCAAAAGGAAUUGACUUCAAAGUCGCCGACUCCGCCCUGGGCUACAUCUUGGAAAGGGCCUGGUCCCACAAGUUCGGAGGCCGCAGAAUGGCCAAGUACCUGGAGAAGUACAUAAAGCCCCGAGUGGCGCCGCUUUUGAUUUCCGGCAAACUCAAGGCGGGAGACAGAGCCGUCUUGGCGCGCUCCAACACAAACCCCAAUCAGCUCAACUUGAUUGUGUGCGAGCUGAACGAAGAAGGCGUUUGCAAGCCGGGAACGAAGUACGGCACGAAGCUGGUCACGCAGGAAGUGAAGCCGCAGGACGGAAACGAGGAUGAAGAGGACGCAAUGGACUAG
Molecule: messenger RNA, 1654 nt
Organism: Eimeria tenella
Lineage: Eukaryota; Apicomplexa; Conoidasida; Eucoccidiorida; Eimeriidae
Product: heat shock protein, putative
Exons: 10
Biological process (GO): cellular response to heat
Cellular component (GO): cytoplasm
Molecular function (GO): ATP hydrolysis activity; ATP binding
Source: RefSeq, a predicted model, not a curated record